AUGCAUUCGUCACUGGUGCGGAUACAGAAUGUCUUCGGCUUCUUCACGACCGUUGCCUUCAGUCUGGGCAUGCUGAUAGCGCUGAGUGUGGUUGCGUCGCAUCAGAACCCAUCAGCAGAGCUCGAGUUGCGCAACGUUCAAGUUGUCAAGGGCCGUCCCCACUACUACAGCACCAAGAAGGAGGAAUAUGCGCACAUCAAGUUCGACCUCGAGACUGAUCUCACAUCCCUCUUCUCCUGGAACACCAAGCAAGUCUUUGUCUACGUGACUGCGACCUUCCCUUCCAAGUCUCCUCUUUCUCCUCCCUCGGAAGCAAUCAUCUGGGACGCCAUCAUCCCAGCCCCUUCGGAGCCCUGGCACGAGAACACCUACAUCCACCCGCAGAAGAACCGCAAGCAACCCAGCCGUCGCCAAAACACCGCCGCAGCAAACCACAAGGCCUACCCUGAGGGCGCCGCUCCCGGCAUCCUGAAGCUGUCAAACCAAAAGCCCAAAUACCAAAUCACGACUCCGUGGUCAAAGAUUGGUGGUGCGGAAAACUGUACGUUACAGUUGAAGUACAAUGUGCAGCCUUGGGUGGGUGCUCUGUAUUGGAGUUCGCCUAGACCGUUUGGAAUGUGGGAGGGUCUGCAGGGUGCUAUGAGUGAUGUCUUCCAGAUGCCUUUUGUCAAGAACUCUGCUCAGGCUUCCAAGAGCAGAGAGGAGCUCAAGACCGAAACUGGUGGCGAGAGGAACAGAGGAAGCCCCGCUUGA
Molecule: messenger RNA, 753 nt
Organism: Aureobasidium pullulans EXF-150
Lineage: Eukaryota; Fungi; Ascomycota; Dothideomycetes; Dothideales; Saccotheciaceae
Product: signal peptidase 22 kDa subunit
Exons: 3
Coding region: 1-753 (250 amino acids)
Biological process (GO): protein targeting to ER
Cellular component (GO): signal peptidase complex; membrane
Source: RefSeq, a predicted model, not a curated record